Molecule: messenger RNA, 987 nt
Organism: Lodderomyces jiufengensis
Lineage: Eukaryota; Fungi; Ascomycota; Pichiomycetes; Serinales; Debaryomycetaceae
Gene: MCT1
Product: [acyl-carrier-protein] S-malonyltransferase
Exons: 1
Coding region: 1-987 (328 amino acids)
Biological process (GO): fatty acid biosynthetic process
Cellular component (GO): mitochondrion
Molecular function (GO): [acyl-carrier-protein] S-malonyltransferase activity
Source: RefSeq, a predicted model, not a curated record
AUGAAUAGAUUACAGCAUUUAAAAUCAAUAUCAAGCUAUGCUAUAACUUUUCCUGGUCAAGGUAUAGUUAAAAAUGGAUUAUUAGAACAAAACAAACAACAUUUACCAAUAUUUCAAAAAUAUUUAGAUGAAGUUGAUGAAGCAUUAAAUGAAAAUUUCUCCAAAAACUUAUUCUUUAAAGAUGAAGAACCUGGAUAUUUUAAAACUUGGUUUGGUAAAACUUCAUAUGCUCAACCUGCUAUAUUAGCGACUUCAUAUAUAUUGACUAAGACAUUUGAAGAGCUCUAUGAUUGUAAAUUAAUUGACAAUGCAAAGUAUUUACUAGGUCAUUCAUUAGGCGAAUAUACUGCUUUGACUUUAAGUGGUAUAUUAGAUUUUCAAACUGCUUUAAAUUUAGUUAGAUUGAGAGGUGAAUUGAUGCAAGAGAUGUGUAAAGAUAGAUCAGAUGCAUACGGAAUGAUUGCAUUAAUGAUUAGGCCAGAAUACGUGGAUGAUGUAAUAAAACUAGCUACAGAAGAUGAAGUAAUAGGUAAUAUUAAUGCUCCUACACAAAUUGUAAUAUCAGGAGAGCAAAUUAAGAUGGAAGAGUUUAUACUGAAAUUAAAGAAAAUCAAUAAUAAAUUACUAUUGAAAGAUAUUAAAUUACCAGUUACUGUGCCAUUCCAUAAUGAUAUAUUGAAAUAUAUUGUACCGGAAUUAAAAGAUUUUUUAUCAAAACAACCGAUUGGAGAACAGAAAGUACCAAUAAUAUCAAAUCUAGAUGGUGAAGUAUCCACAGAUGCAAAGGAAUCAAUCAAAAAAGUACUAGAAGCAAAUUACCAACCAGUUCAAUGGCUUAAAUCGAUAACAAAUCUACCAGUAAAUGAAAUUUAUAAUAUUGGACCUGGUCCAGUGCUAAAUACAUUAAAUAAGAAAAUUGAUAAAACUAAACAAAAUACAUUAAUCGAUGAUUUAAAUGAUUUUAAUAAUGAUGUUAUAAGUAAAUAG